Macadamia integrifolia is the source of this 1764-nucleotide messenger RNA. RefSeq lists its product as uncharacterized. The transcript is spliced from 2 exons. The record is from RefSeq and is a predicted model, not a curated record. NCBI's taxonomy places the organism in Eukaryota, Viridiplantae, Streptophyta, Magnoliopsida, Proteales, Proteaceae. Bases 923 to 1492 code for a protein of 189 amino acids.
ACCACUUAUUCCUUUGGUCACAGAUUUUCUAUAUUUUUUUAAGAAUCCCAAUUCUCUGCCUUUGACUGAACCAUCGUUACACUUUUGAGCGCCGACCAAAAGCGCUCACAGCCUCACUUAGCUCUGUGAGUAGAGACUCCAUAGCUUCUUUCUUAUCCAUGAUUAUGGCUUAAAUUCAAGACAGAAGGUCAAGAUUUGUCACCAUUUAAGAGAGUCGUGCAGGUUUUGCUUGCUUUAGUGGAUAAAGGGCGAUCUGCGAUACUGGUCAGACUACCAAUCCGAGUCCUCCACCUUUGUAUCAGUCUUCGUCUCUGAAGAAUUUUUAAUUUGAGAACGGUGAAACACCCCAUCGAAACUUGAAAGAAUAAGAAAGCUGGGUUCUUGUCAAAUCAAGGAUUUCUAGAGGAGCGUAGCUUCUGUUCUUAGUGACUGCUUUUUAAUCUCACCCCAUUCUAGUUUCGGUUUCCAUAGGAUUUUGAGCUUUUUAGUAUAUCCACCUUAACUGAAACCCAGAAACCCAGAAACCCUUUGAAGCUUGAAGUUUUCCAAGGUAAGGGGAGAAUAGAGGAAGAGGUAUUGGGUUACUCAAAUCAUCUUUUUCUAUCUUUUAUUCUCUUCUAUUGUCGAUUCCGUGGGAUACCCGUUUAAGAAAUCAGUCCAAAUUACUUGAAAGUGGUGAUUUCUGGGGGAUUUCAAUCCGGGAAAGGCAGAUUCGGGGUUCCCUAAAUCACUUUUUCCCUUUGUGCAGCACUACUUUAGAUGCUUCUUUGAAAAGCUCCCACUUAGACUCCCUCUCUCUCUCUCUCUCUCUCUCUCUCUCUCUUUCUUGUUAAUAUUGCAGAGAACAACCAAACCCAUCUCCAUAGCCAGUUUUUCAUUUGGAAACACACCUUCUCUUUUUGGGCCUUUAGAAGGGUCAGACAUGGCUGGUAGGUAUAACUUUCUCAACACUGGUAGUGUUGGGAGAUCAAUCAGAGAUGAAGAUUUUGAAGAAGAAGAUGUUUGGUCGGUUACGGUGGACAUAAACAAAUCCACUGCGAAGAUUAGAAAACCCACGCAGGAUAAGUCCUCAGUUUCUUCUACUCCAACUGUAAGGCGCCUACCAACUGCUUCAAGAAUGAUUCCAAGAGCUAACAAUUCAUCUGAGUCUCAAGAGGUUAAGGUUAUGCAGCAAUCAUCAGCACCUGUAAACAUACCAGACUGGUCUAAGAUUUAUCGGAAGAAUCCAAGGAAGGAAGCAGAUGAUAGCUAUAUUGGUGGUUUUGGUGGAGCUUCUGUACGUUAUGGUGGGGGAUUCAGUGGAAUUAUUGGAGAUGAUGAUGAUGAUGACGAUGAUGAUGUUAUCCCACCCCAUGAAUGGAUUUCUAAGAAGCUGGCGAUGUCUCAGAUUUCUUCUUUCUCUGUGUGUGAAGGUGUGGGGAGGACACUGAAAGGGAGAGAUCUCAGCAAAGUAAGAGAUGCUGUUCUUACCCGAACUGGCUUCAUAGAAUAACAACCCACCUUCAGUUUCUUCCAUGCCAUGAAUUGUUCUUUUUUUUUUUUUUUGGGGGGGGGGGGUAUUGGGAGAUCAUAUCUGGAUGAAAUUAAGAAAUUAAGAAAUAGUGAAAAAGAUUGUGUAAGUGGAAGCGCCAUAGAAUUGAGAGAUUGUGAUUUGAGUGGAUGAUAUGUAAUGGUUGUCGGUGCGUUCCUGUGGGGUAUGGUGGGCAACCCUUGAAAUUUUGUUUUCGCCAUUGAUAAAUUGGAUGAACCUUUGUCUUGGAUUUC